Molecule: messenger RNA, 1277 nt
Organism: Phanerochaete carnosa HHB-10118-sp
Lineage: Eukaryota; Fungi; Basidiomycota; Agaricomycetes; Polyporales; Phanerochaetaceae
Exons: 6
Coding region: 1-1191 (396 amino acids)
Molecular function (GO): monooxygenase activity; FAD binding
Source: RefSeq, a predicted model, not a curated record
AUGGCUCCCACCAAAGUCAUCAUCGUCGGCGCAGGCAUCGCCGGCCCUCUACUCGCCGUCUUCCUCAAGCAGAAGGGCUACGACCCUGUUCUCUAUGAGCGCACGGAGUCUGUUUCCAAUGCGGGCCUGAGUCUUUGCCUCCAAGCCAACGGCCUCCGCGUUAUCGGAAAGUCCCCGGGGCUCAUCGGACGUCUGCACGGCUGGAGCAUUGACAACAUGCUUUUCUACUCUGAUCUCUCUGAGGACAGCGGCGUCAUCGCUGAAAACGACGUUCCGAAGCGCCUUCGCUCCAAGUUCGGGCCAACUUUUUUUGGCAUCCGUCGUCCCGUGGUGCUCCAGGCAUUGAUUGACCACGCAGAGUACUCCGGUGUUCUAACUAAGUGGGGCCACAAGCUCGUAUCGCUCGAGCAGGGCGAGAACUCUGUCAAGGUCAGGUUCGCCAACGGCGCCGAAGACACUGCGAGCUUCGUUGUCGGCUGUGAUGGUCUGCACAGCAACACGCGGGUUUGCCUGUUCGGAGAGUCUCCGGCGAACUUUACCGGGCUUACGCAAUGGGGAGGCAUCUCUCCCAUUCCCGAUCAGCUCCGACACAGAUCCGCUUUCAUGAACAUCUUUGGCAAUGGGAUACACAUGAUCGCGUACCAAGUGUCCGACAACACCAUUUCAUGGGCUGUCAACAUGCGCGAACCGGAGGCCAAAGAAGAGUGGAAAUCGAUCGAUCCCGCAGUGGCCGAGGACUUCAAGAAGAACUCGCCGUUCAGUGAGUGGCCUUUCGGCGCUGGCGAACUGGUCAGGAACAGCUUGAAGAUCGUCCGGUACGGCAUCUAUGACCGUCCUGAGCUGAAGACCUGGUUUCAAGGACGAGUAGUCCUCGUCGGAGACGCCGCUCAUCCGACCAAUCCCCACCUCGGCCAAGGCGCGAACCAGUCAUACGAGGAUCUUGGUCUGCUGAUUGAUCUCCUCGAGAAACACAACCCCUCGGCGGCGUCGCCAUCGACCGACACACUGAAGACAAUCUUUGCAGAGUUCGAGCGGGCGCGCCUGUCGCUCACUGCACACCUCGUGAAGAAAGCGCGCAUACAGGGUGAGAUGCGAGUUGUCACGGGUGCCGAAGAAUGCAUCAAGCGCAACGAUUUCUAUCGCGAUAUGUGCGCCGAUCCUGCUAAGCUGAAGGCGCGGUUUGGUGUGUAAGCUGUGCUGUGACUUACGUAGCUAUUGAGUGUACGAGUACGAUAUAUCCUCUCAGAUUAAAUCUCCACGUUCAAACCAUUUGCUGU